Molecule: messenger RNA, 1092 nt
Organism: Volvox carteri f. nagariensis
Lineage: Eukaryota; Viridiplantae; Chlorophyta; Chlorophyceae; Chlamydomonadales; Volvocaceae
Exons: 7
Coding region: 1-1092 (363 amino acids)
Molecular function (GO): ATP hydrolysis activity
Source: RefSeq, a predicted model, not a curated record
AUGGUCUGCCGAGCUCCAUGUGCUGUCCAUGGAACUUCAACAAGCAGCACAACGACAACCACUUCUAGAGCCGUGGAAGUAUCCAAGGACGAUUCUCACGCCCUGAAGCGGAGUUCUGGAGCUGCUCACAUAGACGCGGAGCUGCAGCUGCUGCUGCGAUUGCUGCCACCCACUGUGCGAGCAGUGCUGGAGAAUCACCCAGAUGUGGAAACGCUAGUGGAGGUGGUCAUGGAUCUGGGCCGGCCCCCCUCAGCUCGCUUCCCGGGGGGAGAUGUGUUGCUUAGUGACAGAGCCAUGACGGCAGAGGAUCUGGAGCAGGCGGUGAAGCAGGUGGGUCGGUUUGAUGGCGACAACCGAAGCGGUAUCGACUCCACCCUGCAUCGCAUCUCCUGCAUCCGGAACCGGGCAGGCCGCGUGGUGGGCCUUACGUGCCGAGUAGGACGUGCCGUACCAGGUGCCGCGGAGCUUGUACGGGAUCUCGUACUUGCGGGGCGAAGUAUACUGUUGCUGGGGAGACCCGGGGUCGGUAAGACGACGGCACUUCGGGAGGUGUGUCGUAUCGCGGCUGACGAGUCCCGGCGGCGUGUGGUGGUGGUGGACACGUCGAAUGAGAUUGGAGGGGAUGGGGACGUGCCACACCCGAGCAUUGGGAGCGCCAGGCGUAUGCAGGUCCCCCGCCCCGAGGCACAGCACGACGUGAUGGUGGAGGCGGUUGAGAACCACAUGCCGCAGGUGAUUGUCAUUGAUGAGAUCAGCACCCUGGCUGAAUGUACUGCAGCUCGUACCAUAGCCCAGCGGGGGGUGCAGCUGGUGGGCACCGCUCACGGGGGACGACUGGAGAACGUCAUUAAGAACCCCUCCCUGGCAGAUCUGGUGGGCGGUAUUCAGUCCGUCACCCUGGGCGAUGAGGAGGCCAGGCGGCGGGGGGUGCAGAAGAGCAUCCUCGAGCGAGCCGCCCCCCCCACCUUCGACGUGGCUGUGGAGCUGGAGGAGCGGGGCAGGUGGCGGGUGCACCUUGACGUGGGGGGGGCGGUGGAUGCGAUUCUGGCGGGUGGGUGGAGUGCGUGUGUUGGGGGCCGGGGGAGGACCUAA